AUGAUUCCCCCUUCCUCUCCUACCAAUCCCUCAUCCGCAACCGUUCCCAUCCUUCUACUCCUCGCAACCCAUACGAUCAACGCGAACAGCUCACCGCCACCAACCGACCAACUCACAACAGUCUUCCCAUUUUACCCCGUGGGUGCGCUACAGAUUGUUAUCACAUUCCUCGAUCAUCGCUACAAAUCGAGAUACGUAUACUGCGAUUCGUCUUCUGUAUCGCAGUCUGUGUAA
Botrytis deweyae is the source of this 234-nucleotide messenger RNA. RefSeq lists its product as uncharacterized. The transcript has a single exon. The coding region runs from base 1 to 234 and encodes 77 amino acids. The record is from RefSeq and is a predicted model, not a curated record. Lineage: Eukaryota; Fungi; Ascomycota; Leotiomycetes; Helotiales; Sclerotiniaceae.